GUGUUUAUUGUAGUUGAUGCAGUUCAACCAGAAACAAAACAUGGCAGCGGAAGAGAAAGAGAGAGAUUUAUAAGGAGUAGGGUCCAGGAGGGACGGCACCCGAGAGAUUGGUGGUGGGGCAGCGACUCAUGGAGGGGUAGUCAGAAACCCAGACUCGUCAGCCGAAGAUUUUACGCGGCUGCGUCUUUCCCUUUUCACAUCUUUUCAUAACGGCCAAAACCAUGCUUUUUCGCAGUAGUCACAAACAAGCAACACCAAGGAAAAUGAAAGGAAGAAGAAAAAGUGAGAGAGUCGGUCAGAGAGAGAGAGAGAAAGAGAGAGCGAAUAAAGUUAAAGAGAAACAAGAGAAACUGGCCAUUCACUUUUCCGCUUUUCCGCUCUUCACACUAAGAGUAAAGCUGGAGGGCAACGACAAGGUUUUUUUCUUUUCUUUUUUUUUUUUUUGGAAAAAAAAAAAAAACUUGUUUCCAUGGCAAUAUCAUUGGCCAAAAACAUUGGAAAACGAUCCGUGAAGUUGUGACCUCUCUCUGUCUGUCUGUCUGUCUGUCUCUCUCUCUCUCCACGAAGCGCUCUCACUUUGAUCGAACAACCUCCUCGAAUGUAGUUUCAGAACAUUUCACGAAUUCUAGGCGUUAACCCCCGUACUUUUCCAGAAAAAUUGUCUCCACGAAAAUCCUCGCUAUUCGUUUCCCCUCUGUUUGGAUCCUGAGAAAAAUGGGAGGUUAACCAUUCAAAGAAUCAAACAAGUGGUACGGAAAUUAGAUUAGAUGUGAUUCUCAGCUAGUAAAACAUUUAGCUGAGCUCACAUUCUGUUGUCUUUUUCUUUCGUUUUCUCAGCGGUCAAUCGUUGACUAUAAACAGUGGUUCCAUCUAUUAUAUUUUAAGAUUUUUCUAGUUGUUCACACUUCACUUGUUCUUGUUUGGUACGUCGUCGUAUUCUGUUUCGCUUUCUUUGGUUGUCUACUAUGGCGGACUCCGCUAAGAUACGGUUGGUUCUGUGCCCAAAGUGUGAAAAUCUUCUACCGGAGCUCGCUGAUUACCCUGUUUAUCAGUGCGGUGGUUGCGGUACGGUUCUUGGAGCAAAAAAAGAGAAUCUCGAAGGAGAUGGCUUGUCCGAGAAGUCAGAUGAAGAAAGGUUAGGCGGACUACCUGCUAAAUCAGAGAAUUCCUCGGAUAGAGGAAUGGUUGAUUUGAGUGAGGCUUCUGAUACUGAUGUUAAGCCAGAUGGUGGCUCUUUGAGAUGUGGUCAAAGGGAUUCAAAGAAGGAUGAUGUUGCAUAUGCUGAGCAAUAUGGGAAUGAAUCUAAGGUUGCAACUGAUAAUUGGGUAGCUGAGACUGGUCUUGAUAUGAACACAAAAAGAGAUGAAUUGGGUGAAGCAAUGGGAAGGGAACAAGGAGAACUGAAUACUGAAAUUGGAUCUAUGGGAGGAUUCCAAAGAUCGGGACGAAUGUCUGAUUGGAAAAUGGGAGACAGACGUGAGAUGGAGGGGUUUCGAAGAAACCCGAGAAGUGAUGUCGAAGGUGUGAGGCUUUCGACUUCAAACUAUCUUGAUGAGGAGGGCCCAUCAAAUUACAAGUUGGAUUCUUCUUAUAGUUUUGGGGAGUCAUCUAGGAACCCUGUUGACCCAGAAGGUGCUAAUAGGGUUAAGUAUCUUGAACAAGAUCGAGCUGAGCUUUUGAGGAAGCUGGAUGAGCUAAAGGAUCAACUUAGUCAGUCUUGUGAUGUGGCUGAUAAAUCAAAAGAGAGGGUUCCUCUUGAUGGCAGGAUGGCUCCUCCAGAUUCGUAUGGUGGCCCUGACAAUUGGUUUCAAAAUGGUUCUUCGGUGUCAAAUAGGGCUCCAAUGCAGUUCUCUGGAUCUGAUAAACAUGUUGCAGGCCACCCUUGUUCCAAUCAUUGGCCUGAUCUAUUUCCUUAUCCCAACAGGCAUGAAAUGGCCAUGCAUAGCUUCUUUCCUCCAGUGCAUAAUCCAAAUCAUAAUCCUGGAUAUGGAGAUCCUUUUGGACCUGAAAUGCUUAGGAGAGCUCCACACCAGUUACCUGGGCAAUAUCCACCACAGCCAUUGCAUCCAUACUUUUCUGGACAAUAUAUUGACACUAAUCCCAACUCAUUUGAGGCAUACCCACCUAACUCAAUAUUUCACCAGCCUUCUUGCUCUUGUCUCCAUUGUUAUGACAAACUUCAGCGAGUUUCAGCACCAGUUCCACCCCCUUUCUGCAAUAGAAGGUUUCCUGAUGUCCCAAACAAUCCUGUUAUGUACCAUCAUAAGAAACCUGGGGCAUUUGGUCCACUUGGUCAUAAUUCUAGGCCUAUCAUUCCUCCUCCAUCAAGCAUUAGUGAUCCACAACGCCAUGCAAGAUGGCCGAGUGACCUUAAUUCUGAUAUGGGUGGUUUUGUUCGCUGUCAUCCUCGUAGGGUGGUGUUAGCCAGUGGUGCCCACUAUUGCCGUCCCAUAGCUCAUGGUGCCCCCUUUGUAACAUGUUAUAAUUGCUUUGAGCUACUGCAACUGCCCAAGAAAGUACUGCUUACCAUGAAGAAUCAACAAAAAAUACGGUGUGGGGCAUGCUCUGCAGUAAUCAACUUUGCUGUCAUCAACAAGAAACUAGUUCUUUCAGUUCAUGCACAAACAAAGGAUAUUCCCAUAGAUGUUGAUGGUAGCUCUAAUGAGGUGGUGAAAGACAGUUCUUCGCAUUUCCACGGCCACAUGAACCUGAAUAGUGCUAAUUUCUCUUCUGAUGAUUAUGAUGUUUCUGGUUACGAUUUUCAUUCAAUAGAUAGAGAACCUGUUUCAUUGUCUACGGGCCCGGGUUUGAACUCAAACAACGCUCAGAAGAUUGGAAGCUUUCUUUCUUCAUCCCCCAGCACCUCUGAGGAUGAAAAUGGUCCAGAAGUCAUAACUGCUUCAAAAGAAGUCAACACCUCCAGUCAGCAACCAACCAAAGCUGUUCUGUCUACACCACCUCCUGGUUCACCUCUUCAAGAACAUUUUGAUUAUACUUCUAAUAAUCAUGCAGUGGACCGUUUUGGAAAGGGAAACCGAAGUAGUCGUUCAGAUCAAGAGAAGGUGAAACCUAACAAGGCUGCCUCACGCCAAAAUUCUUUGAAAGAGGCAUCACUUGCUACUGAGAUGGAGGUAUCAUUCAAUGACUACUCCAAUACCGUGGUUUCUCAAGAUUCUGGGGAUGCAAGCAGAGAAGACGAUCAACCAAGAAACAACAAAGGGGGUGAAUCAUUUUUUGCGAACAUUAUCAAGAAAAGCUUUAGGGAUUUUUCUAGAUCUAAUCAAACAGAUGAACGUAGCAGAAGUAAUGUAUCAGUAAAUGGGCAUCUCAUACCAGAACGUGUGGUUAAGAAGGCUGAAAAGCUGGCCGGACCAAUUCAACCUGGAAAAUAUUGGUAUGACUUCCGAGCUGGAUUCUGGGGCUUAAUUGGUGGGCCUUGUCUGGGCAUAAUACCUCCAUUCAUUGAAGAGUUCAAUUAUCCCAUGCCAGAGAAUUGUGCUGGAGGAAAUACUGGUAUUUUUGUAAAUGGGAGAGAGCUUCAUCAAAAAGAUAUAGAUUUGCUUGCUAAUAGAGGUCUUCCCGCUGCUAGAGAUAGAUCUUACAUCAUUGAGAUUUCUGGGAGAGUCCUGGACGAGGACAGUGGUGAGGAGCUAGAUAGCCUUGGCAAACUUGCCCCAACAGUUGAGAAGGCAAAGCAUGGAUUUGGUAUGAAAGCUCCAAGAGGAACUCAUAAUCAAUAGAAAUCACAAAGUUCUUUCGUCUGUUCUGACAUGUUGGAAAUAUUAAGACAUCCUGUCCGAGAGCUGGAAAAACCGUCUUAACAAAUUCAUUUAGAGGAUCUACGCAAAGUUCUCUCACCAUGACAUAAUAUCAGAUGUUGGAUGGUGGGUAUGCCUCUUGACUUCCGAAAGCUAUAUAUCUAUUACUAAACAUGGGAUGGUUGUCACGCCUGAUUCAUCUGAAGGGAUUGUCUUGUUGCACACCCAAAGUAAAUGUGUGCUAAUGUUUUGUUUUUUUUUUUUUUUAUAUGUAAAUCAAGUAAUUUUUUUGCUUGACCUGAUUCCAGUUCUUACUGUACAUGGAAUGAUGUUCUUCGUAGUUAUUGAGGUUGAAAUUGAUUUUGAACUAAUAUAAUAGAUGGUUCAUGCCUUCAUGGCAGUCA
Molecule: messenger RNA, 4162 nt
Organism: Alnus glutinosa
Lineage: Eukaryota; Viridiplantae; Streptophyta; Magnoliopsida; Fagales; Betulaceae
Product: protein ENHANCED DISEASE RESISTANCE 4-like
Exons: 5
Coding region: 966-3740 (924 amino acids)
Biological process (GO): regulation of defense response to fungus
Source: RefSeq, a predicted model, not a curated record